AUGCCUACUGAAGUUGAUUCUUCACUCAAUCCUAAUUCAGCUUACUAUCUCAGCAACAAUGACCUCAAUACUUCAAAAUUGGUCAAUUUAGUGUUUGAUGGAAAGUGUUUCAAUGACUGGAAAAGGUCUAUGAUGAUAGCAUUGUCUGCUAGAAACAAAUUGUGCUUUGUUGAUGGAACAUUGGAUCAACCAGCAGCAAACUCUCAAGAUUUCAGAAUCUGGAACAGGUGUAAUGACUUGGUGAUCUCAUGGAUGUUAGGAUCUCUUGAAGUUUCGAUUGCAAGAAGUGUUCUAUACCUCAAAACAACAAGAGAUAUCUGGUUGGAUCUUGAAGAAAGAUUUUGUCAAUCAUCUGGUCCUCAAUUGUUCUCAGUCCAGCAGAAAUUAUGUAAUUGUACACUCACACAAAAACUCCUGAAAUCUCAGGAAAAUCAAAGGUUGAUUCAGUUCCUGAUGAAACUGAACAAAAAAUAUGAUCACUCCAAAAGCACUAUCCUCAUGAUGAGUCCACUUCCAACAAUUUCAAAAGCCUAUGGAUUAUUGCUUCAAGAAGAACAACAGAAAGAAGUAAAUAGCAACAGAAAUCACAACUUGGAAUCCACUGUGUUUACUGCAAGAAAGUUCACUGAUAAUAGGACUUAUAAGUCCAAUUAUGGUUCCAAUUCUGGCACACUGAAUACAGGUGGAAAUCAGACAAGGAAUUUUACUUAUAAUAGGAACAACCUGUUUUGUGAACAUUGCAGAAUGAAAAACCAUACAGUUGAUAAAUGUUGGAAGCUACAUGGAUAUCCUAAGGAUUUUAAAGGCAAAGGCAAAAGAGUAGCAGCAGCAGCUCAACUAGAAGAAUUUACUGAGAAGGAAAGUGGAAAUGAGAAAGCUGCUAACCAAGCUGAACAUUCUGGUUCUGGUUCUCUUGGCUUAGCAACUACAACUCAAUUGAGAGGUACAUUAUGUAUCUUUUCUAAAUUCAAAACUAAGUGGAUUCUAGAUAGUGUUGCAAGUGAUCACAUGUGUUCAAAUAAAAGCAUGUUCAGCAAAUUAGAAUCUGUUGAUGACAAGAAUCACACUAUCACAAUUCCUGAUGGUACUGAAUUACAGGACCUUUCCAAGAACAAGCACAUUCUUCUUGGUAGAUUGGACAAAGGCCUGUAUUGCUUAAAUGAAGAAUUGUUGACAUCUGACAACAAAACAAAUGUUAAAGGCAUUGAUGUAAAAGGUUGCCUAGCUGAAUGUUUUUGUCAAAUUUGUCCAUUGGCAAAACAAACAAGGUUUCCCUUCUCUGUUAGUAGCAUUAAGUCAGUGCAGCCAUUUGAUUUGUUACAUGUAGAUGUGUGGGGACCAUAUUCUGUACAUGAUUCUUCUAGGUGUAAUCAAUUUCUUACAAUUGUGGAUGAUUACACUAGAAUGACUUGGACUCACUUAAUGAGAAAUAAAACAGAUUCUGUUAAAAUAAUGACUGACUUUCUUCUGUAUGUUGAGAAUCAAUUUGGUUCCACAGUGAAAUCAGUUAGAUCAGACAAUGCUCCUGACUUAACAGAAGGUGCAAUGAAGGAACUGUUUCUUAGCAAAGGAUUCUACAUCAGAAAAGCUGCAGCCACACACCUCAGCAAAAUGGUGUAG
Spinacia oleracea (spinach) is the source of this 1620-nucleotide messenger RNA. RefSeq lists its product as uncharacterized. Gene Ontology annotation, biological process: DNA integration. The record is from RefSeq and is a predicted model, not a curated record. Lineage: Eukaryota; Viridiplantae; Streptophyta; Magnoliopsida; Caryophyllales; Amaranthaceae. The transcript is spliced from 5 exons. Gene Ontology annotation, molecular function: nucleic acid binding. The coding region runs from base 1 to 1620 and encodes 539 amino acids.